This is a messenger RNA of Emiliania huxleyi CCMP1516, 2728 nucleotides long. RefSeq lists its product as hypothetical. NCBI's taxonomy places the organism in Eukaryota, Haptophyta, Isochrysidales, Noelaerhabdaceae. The coding region runs from base 1 to 2310 and encodes 769 amino acids. The record is from RefSeq and is a predicted model, not a curated record. Gene Ontology annotation, molecular function: protein binding; protein-N-terminal amino-acid acetyltransferase activity. Gene Ontology annotation, cellular component: cytoplasm. Gene Ontology annotation, biological process: N-terminal peptidyl-methionine acetylation. The transcript is spliced from 16 exons.
AUGCUGCCUGGUCGGCCGCCGCUGAAGCGGGUGCGCCUUUACCCCGACCCACGUGCCCCGGCCGCGGCCGGCGGGGCGGCGGCGGCGGCGGCGGCGGCGGCUCUGACGGCGCUCGGCGGCACCGUUGCCGACUACGCGGAGAUGCUCGAUGCGCUCGACGACGCGCUCGACGUCUCCUCGCCGCUGCGCGCCGACUCGCCGGUCUCGAUGCAGGUUCUCGUCGCCGCAGCGGCCGACCGUUCGCAGCUUCUCCUCAAGGCUGAGGCGCUCGACGACCUCGACGCAAUCAAAGAGAAGGUAGCGGACCGCACCGGCUGGCGCGAGCGGCGCGCCGCGCUGCUGCUCGCCGUCGGCCGGCACGGCGAGGCGGGCGAGGAGUACCUCGCGCUGCUGAAGCGCAACCCGGAGCACUUCGGGUGGCACGCGGGGCUGCAGGCGGCAGCCCACCCACUAGCGGCCGAGCUGCAGACGGCGACCCCGACCGAGCGGUGGCUGAGCGCGGAGGUGACGGCGGAGGCGGAGGCGACGCUGGCCGCGCUGUACAGCAAGCUGCAGAAGGCCUACCCGAAGAGCCAGGCGUGCAUGCGGCUGCCGCCAGCGUGCAUGCGGCUGCCUCUCGACUUCACGCGCUCGCCGCCCGCCUUCGCCGCCGCCCUGGACGCGUACGCGCGCAGCUACGUGCGCAAGGGCGUGCCGUCGCUGUUCGCAGACCUGAAGCCGCUCUGCGCCGAGGGCGCGUGGUCGCGUGUGCUCUUCGGCGAGCUCGUGGCGGGGUGGGUGGGCGCGCUGGAGGCGACGGGCGCCUUCCCGGACACUUGCGAGAAGGAGCCCCCGUCGACGCUGAUGUGGGCGCGCGCGCGCGUGUACAAGCACGCGGGCCACGCCUCCGCCGCUGCUCGUUGGAUGGAGGAGGCGCGCAAGAUGGACCUCGCCGACCGGUGCGUCUGGUUUGAGCUCGAGCUGGCGGCGUCCUACCUGCGCACGGGCGACUACGGCCGCGCGCUCAAGAAUUUCGCGCACGUGGAGCAGCACUUUGCAGACAUUGGCGAGGACCAGUUCGACUUCCACACCUACUGCGUGCGCAAGAUGACCCUCCGCGAGUCCGUCGAGAGCGCCCCCUCGCCAGCUGGCCGCCGUGAGGAGCGCCUCUUCACACCUGCAGCUGUGAACAGGUACGUCAAGAUGGUCCGCUUCGAGGACACGCUGCACGGCCACGCCUUCUACGUGACCGCCGCGUGCGGCAUCAUCGACACCUACCUCCGCACCCGCGACCGUUGGGCAGCUGUUCACACGCGCAGCUGCAUCGUCGACACCUACCUCCGCAUCGUGGCCAAGCCGGCGCGCGACGCGGCGGCCGCCGCCGCGGAGGAAGCCGGCGGCGGGCUGAGCGUGCAGGAGCGUGCAGAAGAGCUCGGGCCAGCUCGGGCCAUCUCGGGCAAUCUCGGGCCAUCUCGGGCCAUCUCGGGCCAUCUCGGGCCAUCUCGGGAGCGGAAGAAGGCCGAGUCCAAGCGGCGCAAGGCGGAGGCAAAGGCGAAGGCGGAGGCGGAGGCGCAGGCGAAGCGCGACGCGGACGCCAAGGGCAAGGACGGCAAGGGCGGCAAGAAGGGGGGCGGCAAGGAGAAGCCGCCCGACGACGACCCCUACGGCGAGGCGCUCGCGUCGGUCGAGGCGCCGCUGGCCAAGGCGCGGGCUGGGGGCGCGGCGGCGGGCUACAUGCGGACGCUGCUGCUCCACGCGCCGGCGGAGCUGCGCGUGCAGGUGCUCGCCUGUCAGCUGGCCAUGGCGCGCUCAAAGCCGCUGCUCGCGUUGCGCGCGCUGCGAAAGGCGCUCUCGCUCGGCGCCGCGGACGCGCAGGUACACCGCAGCGCCGCCCGCUUCCUCCACCUGUACCGCGCGGGCGGCGCGGCGCUGGCGCCUGCGGUAGCGACGGUGGUGGAGCGGCACAGCGCGCAGAUUCUGGCGGCGGCGGGACUGCCGACCGGGGCGACGGCCGAGGCGUACAACGACGCCUUCCUCGCGCGCGCGGGGGGCGGCGCGGCUGCGGCGGCAGUCGCCCACGCCGAGGUGCGCGCGCUCGUCGCCCCCGCGCAGGCGGCCGCGGCUCGCGAGGCGCUGGCGAGUCUCGACCUGCAGCAGGCCAGCCUAGCGGUGUGCAAGGAGGCCCUCGCCCUCCUCGAGCCCGGAGGCGCGCUCGCGGACGCCGCUGCCGCCGCCGCCUUCCGACAAAAGGCGGUGGCGCGGUUCCCGCACGCGCCGGCCUUCGGCGGCGGCAGCGGCGACGAGCCUCCCCCGCCGCCGAGCGGAGAGUGAGCGCGCGGCGGGCGGGAGGGGAGCGUUGGGGGGGGGAUGCGGAGCCGGCCGAUCGGAGUGGUCGUUCUCUCUGACGACAUUCGGCGCGCCCGCCUGGCCCCUGCUCCCCUCCUGCGCCCGUCCAUCCUCCGGCGGCUCCGGCCGACGCCGCGCCGAGGCCGUGGCGCCGCUGUCGCCACCGGGCCGGGGGACCGGGCCCCUCGCAUGACGCUUCUCUUACCGUCCUGGCACGCCACUACACCGGGACCGGGGUUUACGGCGACCUCUCGUCCCUCUCCAUCUCUUUUCUCACCCGUCCGCUCUGCAGAUCAGCGGUGUGUGUGGCGAUCCUAUCGCCCUCGCAAAGAGAAGAUAAUACAGACGUGCUGUUUUUUCUCGUGCAGUUGAGGGGGACACCCGCCUCUGCUCUAUACCUAAU